Messenger RNA from Solea senegalensis (Senegalese sole), 2510 nucleotides. It is a transcript of the gene tbx19, whose product is annotated as T-box transcription factor 19. Gene Ontology annotation, cellular component: nucleus. Gene Ontology annotation, molecular function: DNA-binding transcription factor activity, RNA polymerase II-specific; RNA polymerase II cis-regulatory region sequence-specific DNA binding. The record is from RefSeq and is a predicted model, not a curated record. The transcript is spliced from 8 exons. Lineage: Eukaryota; Metazoa; Chordata; Actinopteri; Pleuronectiformes; Soleidae. The coding region runs from base 492 to 1739 and encodes 415 amino acids. Gene Ontology annotation, biological process: mesoderm formation; heart morphogenesis; regulation of transcription by RNA polymerase II.
CAAACUUUUACAAACUUCAAAGUAAAAGACUUUGUUUCACAAACAAAGUUUAAAAGUCUGAACCAGAACCUGAUCCAGAACCUGAUCCAGAACCUGAUCUUAACCGAAGCUAUAGCUAAUUAGCAUGAUCAUGACCCCGAAACAAAACAUCUGGUAAAAGCUUGAGCUUUUAUCGGUGAUUUUAAUCUCUAACUUUAUUAUUUUAUUAAUAUUUAUAUUUAAGCAGAAGUCGUAAGUGUGUUUGUCCUUCAUUUCCUCAGCGACAAAGCUAACAAGCUAGCUCGCUAACUAGCAUUACCGACAUUUAAGCGUGCAAAAACUGUGUUAAAAUGUUUGGCCUUUGUUUGUUGGAGUGGCCAUCUUGAAUUGUCACUGCAGUGAAGAGAAGGAGUUGAUGACUUUGAAUUCCACCUGCAGGGGGCGCUCACCAUGUCUGAGUACGACCAGUCAGUGUGAACUUCUUCUUUAGUUCCUUGUUUUUCUUGGUCCAGAUGAAGGUGGAGACGUCUCAGAAGUCCAGAGACUCUGGAUCUUCAGUGGAACGUUCCGACGGUGGCACUGACCGCGGUGGUGAUGGCAGUGACGAUACGGUGGCGUGCAGCCCGGGGUCGGCCGAGCGCUGCAUGUCACGGCUGCUGAGCGCGGUGGAGAGUGAGCUGCAGGCCGGGCGAGAGAAGGGUGACCCGACAGAGAGAGAGCUGAAGGUGGCGCUGGAGGACGCCGAGCUGUGGAGGAAGUUCCAGCACAUCACCAACGAGAUGAUCGUCACCAAGAACGGACGUCGGAUGUUCCCAGUGCUAAAGGUCAGCGUCUCUGGUCUUGACCCCGCCUCCAUGUACUCCUUCCUGCUCGACUUUGUUCCCGUUGACGGCUGCCGCUGGAAGUUCGUGAACGGGGAGUGGGUGGCGGCUGGCCGGGCCGAGGGCCGCGGUGAGGGGCGGGGCCACGGCGGCAUCUACAUUCACCCCGACUCACCGAACUUUGGAGCUCACUGGAUGAAAGCGGCGGUGACCUUCAACAAGGUCAAACUCACCAACAAGGUCAAUGGAGGAGGACAGAUCAUGUUGAACUCUCUUCAUAAGUACGAGCCUCAGCUCCACAUCGUGUGUGUCGGUUCUCACCAUCGUCUCGUGUCAAACGUCUCCUUCAGAGAAACUCAGUUCAUCGCUGUCACUGCCUACCAGAACGAAGAGAUCACCACUCUGAAGAUCAAACAUAACCCGUUUGCCAAAGCCUUCCUGGACAACAAAGACAGGAACAUGGGUGGGCGGAGCUUACCAGAGUCUGGACUUCAACCCUGCUGGUCGCUGUGUUCUGCUGGAGGAGGCGGGGCUUUCUCUUACAGCAGCAGCCUCCCUCUGACAUCACAUCAUCACCAUGGUUACAAACACCACAGUUUCCCGGGGCGACACACACCUUACUCAACUGCCUACCUGCCGCAGCGCACACACUCCUCUGGUGUCCAUAUGUUGGACGGCUGUAGCUCCUCCCCCUCCUCCUCUUGCUCCUCCUCCCUCUCUUUGGGCAGCAGCGCUCCUUCAUCACAGGUUCCUCCUCCUCCUCAUAACUCCAGUCAGUAUCCGUGUCUGUGGACGGUUGGGUGCAGUGAGCUAAGCCCCGCCCACUCACCUUGCAGCACUCUGCAAGGACCAAUCAGCAGCGAGAGUCUCCUUCAGCCUCCCAGUCAAGGACGGGUGGGCGGUGCUGCAUGGCUGCCUGGAUCCACCCAUUCUUUCUGAGGAGGGACAGAAAGGAUUUCUAAUGCUAACUAUGACAGGAGGCUAACAAAAGUUAGCAUUAAAGGUGUGAACCUACGUCUUCUUGUUUAUGCUAAUCGCUACAUAGUCUCCUAGCUCAUUCAUUUUGUAUUUUAUUUAAAUGUUGUUUUGUUUCUGUCACCAUUUAAUGCUAAUGCUAGUUACUAGCAGUUGUUAUUAAACCUGUGUUAUUUAUUGUGUGUAAAUAUCACGUACGACAUCUUGAUGCUGUUUCUGACAAACUCUGUGCUGUUUUUGAGGAAUCGCAAAGGAGUUGCAGUUAACAAAAGUGAAUUUAAACAUAGCUAGUAGUUAGCCAUAAAUGUAACAACAAAACAGAGCUAAACAUUUUGCCAAAACGUUACAUAAAACAUAGCUAAAAGUUAGCUGAUAUUUUACCAAUAACCUAGCUAAAAGUUAGCGAACAGUUGGCUAAAUUUUAGCUCUGUUAGCUAAGCUAGCUAUCAGUGUGGUGUAGAUGGUCAAUUGUUUGUUGUUUAGCGUUAGCGCUAAAUGUUUAUUGAAUCUUUCAUGCAUGUAUUUUAUUUAUUGUUGUAUUUUCUCUUAUUUAUUGUAAUUAUGACGUAAAUCAACAAAACACUUAGUGAUGACAUCUUGAUGCUGUUACUGAGGGACACACUGUGAUUGUUGGUGGUGUGGUGCCACCUGGUGUUCACUGUCGUAUUUACAGUUGUAGACGAUAAAAUGUGUUUUUUCCACUUUGUUCAGAAAAAAAAGUCAAAUAAAACACAA